AUGCUGACAGCGCCAGGGGAUGGCCUUGCCAAUCACCGCGUCUGGCAAUUACCCUCCUUCGUAAGAAGCGUGCCUACAGGCAAGGAAAAAGGCCGGUUCCUCGCCGUUGAUCUCGGCGGUAGCAAUUGCAGGAUAUGCCUUGUCGACCUGCACGGCGACUGUACUUUUACCGUGACGCAGAGCAAGCACAGCGUCCCGCCGGCUGUCAUGGUGAACUGCAGCUAUCGGCCUCUUUUCGAUUGGCUUGCGCAGCGGAUAGCGGGAUUUCUCGAGGCGCAUCGGGACCCAGCCAGUCACUUGCCGUACAGGCUGGGAUUCACGUUCAGUUUCACCUGCGAACAGACGUCUCUCGCUGGUGGGCGUCUCAUACACUGGGACAAAGGCUGGGAUAUCCCCGACGCCGUUGGCCGAGACCCUUGCGUUAUGUUGCAAGAGGCCAUCGAUGAGCUGGGGCUGCCGGUUGUGGUGACCGUUCUGGCAAACGAUAGUGUUGGUACGCUCUUGACGCGAGCGUAUAGCUCGGGCCAGCAGGUUUCAACACUCGGCGCGGUCAUCGUCGGAACGGGGACCAACGCCGCAUAUGUUGAGAAGCUGGCUGACGUGCGUCGACUGGGUGUCAAGGCACGCGAGGAUGAGAUCAUGGUGAUGAAUACGGAAUGGGGCUGUCUGGACAACAAGAUGGAAGUCUUACCGCGAACACCAUUCGACAAUGCCCUCGACGCAGCGUCGGUCGAUCCGGGCUCGCAGAUGUUUGAAAAGAGGGUGUCGGGCUUGUACCUCGGGGAGCUUCUUCGGCUGGCGAUUGUCCAACUGCUGCGAAUAGAUGUGUUCGACAUGAAGGCUGAAGAGAACUCCAAGGUGUUCCAGCCAGGCGGCAUCGACUGUCCCUUUCUGUCGGGGCUUGCAUUAGUCGAUGCCAACGACGUUGACGGCUCCAGCAGGUUCAUCCAGGACACAUUGUCUGUAGAAAAUGUUAGCCAAGUCGAUGUCCAGGCUAUACGACUGCUGGCCUCGUCCAUUGUGCGCCGAGCAGCACGUCUAGCAGGCGCAUCUCUAGCAGCCAUCAUCAUCCAAAGCGGUCGCCUUGACAUUCAAUACCAACACUCAAAACAGACAGCCUCACUCCCCAUCGGCAGGACCAACCGCUUCGAGCACACUGUGACUCCCCGCUGGCGCCGAUUGCUGAGCCGCCUUAGAUUGAGCUCGCUACCUAGUAGACAUCUACCACGGCACACACACCUCCCGACCUGUUUGGACGAGGACAUCAUCGACAUCGGAGCCGACGGCUCACUGAUCGAAUUCUACCCGGACUUCGAGGCCGAGAUGCGUGGUGCAAUGCGGGAUGUACCCGAGAUUGGAGAGGCUGGCGAGCAGAGGAUCCGCAUAGGGCUCGCAAAGGAUGGGUCUGGCGUUGGAGCGGCCUUGAUGGCUCAGGCUGCAUGUCAGAGUGAGUAG
This is a messenger RNA of Aspergillus fumigatus Af293, 1455 nucleotides long. Its product is annotated as putative glucokinase. Lineage: Eukaryota; Fungi; Ascomycota; Eurotiomycetes; Eurotiales; Aspergillaceae. The record is from RefSeq and is a predicted model, not a curated record. Gene Ontology annotation, biological process: intracellular glucose homeostasis; glucose 6-phosphate metabolic process; glycolytic process. Gene Ontology annotation, molecular function: fructokinase activity; ATP binding; glucokinase activity. Gene Ontology annotation, cellular component: mitochondrion; cytosol.